AAAAUAAUGAUGUCUGAAAAAUUGCCAAAGUUGAGCCAGAAAAAAGCUAGAUCUUAAUCAUUAUAUGAGAAUCAAGUUGCCACAUAAAAACUAAAGGAAUCAUUAUACAAUUUAUAGACGAGUCGUUAUGGUUAGAGACCUUAGAAAAAUCCUGUUAUAGAGUCAAUUGUCAAAGAAGCUGAUGUAGUUUUGACUAAUUAACAUCUAAAAGAGAACUUAUUUAAGCUAAAGGAAUUAGGUUUACUAAAGAAUUGUUAACCAAAAAUAUAAACAUAAUCUGGCUUAAAGAAGAAAGAAUAUAUAUUAAAUGAUUAUCAUAAUAAAAGUACAUUAAAUGGAUAUUCAAGAAAUUAUGGUGGAUUAUUUUAUAAUAGAUGA
Paramecium sonneborni is the source of this 378-nucleotide messenger RNA. NCBI's taxonomy places the organism in Eukaryota, Ciliophora, Oligohymenophorea, Peniculida, Parameciidae. The record is from the annotation of a GenBank genome assembly.